This is a messenger RNA of Oncorhynchus nerka (sockeye salmon), 17719 nucleotides long. It is a transcript of the gene rnf213a, whose product is annotated as ring finger protein 213a. Gene Ontology annotation, molecular function: ATP hydrolysis activity; metal ion binding; ubiquitin-protein transferase activity. The transcript has 65 exons. Gene Ontology annotation, biological process: ubiquitin-dependent protein catabolic process; sprouting angiogenesis; negative regulation of non-canonical Wnt signaling pathway. Gene Ontology annotation, cellular component: membrane; cytosol; nucleolus. NCBI's taxonomy places the organism in Eukaryota, Metazoa, Chordata, Actinopteri, Salmoniformes, Salmonidae. The record is from RefSeq and is a predicted model, not a curated record. The coding region runs from base 559 to 16344 and encodes 5261 amino acids.
AUCCAGGCACUAGGCUGUUGUGUAGUUCUCUAGAAACGAAAGAGGAAGUGGCUAUCUGCUGGGUAAGCAGAGGAUUCGUUUCGGACUGGAUAAUGUAUCAAUCGCUGGGUGGGCAGAGUUGCGCAUUCAGGAACACCAACACUAUACUGACAACUUUCGGCUUUUCCCAAGGUAAACAGGAGCUAGCUCGGUUGCAAUGUUAUAUAUUAUUACUACUUUGAAAAAAUAUUUAGGAAGGAAAAGCAAUUUCUAGUUCACUUAGCUACAUGAAAAAUAUGUUUGGGGGUAGAGCCAUAACGUUAACAGAAGAUAUAGCCUGGACUGAAUAUAACGUACUGUAUGUAUGUAUGUAUGGGGCAGUUAUUAUAGUCUGCCACAAAACAGAUCCUAGAAUGUAUUUGACUGGCUUUAGUUUAAGGAAGUGGCUAUACCUUUAGCUGGCUAGUUGUUUCUCAUAUUUAAUUGAAAUUCAAGAACGUUUAAGUGAAAUAUAUAUUUUGUCCCGAGCUCUGUCAUACAGUGUUCCCUCUGAAAUACAGACGCCAUUGAAACUUCAAGAUGAAGUGCACAGGUUGUGGCCAUGUUGCGUUUGAGAAAACGGCUAGAUUCUGCAGCCAGUGUGGCCAUCAACUAGCUGCAUCACCAGUCACCAAGGAGCCUGACAACACUUCUGGAAGUUCACCUAAGUCAUUAGAUCCAUCACUGGAGAGUGUGAAUGAGAAGACGGAAAUGGAGAGUGAUGUGUCAACCCUGAAUAACCGGGAAACUAACACUUCUCCGAAGCGGCCCAAUGAAGAGCCCAACAGCAACCCUAAGAAAAAGAGAAAAAAGAGGAAGAGGACCAAGAAGAAGAAGGACUCUGACCAGCUGACCUCUGACCUGUCUGACAUCUCCCUUAUGGACAGCCAUGGGAAUAGCAGGAAACAGGACGUUGCAGAGUCCUCUGACAGUGAUGCCAGCGCCAUGGACGAGACACCCAACUCACUUCAUGACACGUCUGCCUUAGUGGAGAAACCAGCCAGUGGAUCAUCAGCAGCACCCAGUACAAUCAGUCCAUCUGAGAACACGUCUGACAAUAAACAUCCUCCAAGCACUACCUCGUCACAGCCUGAGGCCAGCGCAGAGAGCCAUUCUGCCGAAGGGAAAGAUCAACAGCGCAGUGAAGAGAAAGACCGAUCUCAGUCACCUGCAAAACAGACCUCCAAGUCGGCUCCGAAUGACACUCCUGACUCUCUCACCGACUCGGCUGGCAAAUCCACCACCAUCCCCCCUCUUCAGUCAGCCUCAGUGGUAUCGGCGAAGACCACUGACCAGAAAGCUCCAAAGGAUGCUGACUCAAAGACCGCUGACCAGAAAGCUCCAAAGGCUGCUGACGCAAAGACCGCUGACCAGAAAGCUCCAAAGGCUGCUGACGCAAAGACCGCUGACCAGAAAGCUCCAAAGGAUGCUGACGCAAAGACCGCUGACCAGAAAGCUCCAAAGGCUGCUGACGCAAAGACCGCUGACCAGAAAGCUCCAAAGGAUGCUGACGCAAAGACCGCUGACCAGAAAGCUCCAAAGGCUGCUGAUGUAAAGAGCACUAAGAACAAGAAAGACGUGGCCAACUCAAAGCAGACGAACCUGAACCAGAAUGCAAACGUGAACCAGAAUGCUAAGCAGAACCAGACCAGACAAGACAAACAGAAAGGGACAGAUGAUCAGCAGAACCAGGAUUUGAAGCAAACCACCGAUAAGAUGGUGUUUGGCACUCAGAAGAAAUCAGAGGUGGAGAGCAGAGGCUCCAGUGUGGACCCACAGGUGAAGGUGGAGAACAUGGAGGUCCAGCAGCAGCCUUCCCGUGGGGGGGGAGAUGCCUCCUCCUCUACACCACAGAGCCCAGGCGUCAAGAAAGAGAAACAGAAAGACAACAAAAGCGACGACUCUGAAACCAAGGGUCAGGAUGUUCCACCGCCAAAAAGGAUUCCUCCAGGGAAAAAACAGCUCUCUGCAAGUGAGAGACUCACAAUCUAUUUCCACGCUGUCCUCUCGAAGGAUUUCAAGCUGAACCCGGACGAGGAUCGCAUCUUCAUCAGGGCUGGGGGGAACAUUGGGAACUGGAAAACCGAUUCCGUUGAGCUCACUGUGUCUAAGGAUCUUGGAGAGCAUGGGUUCCUAGUCGAAGGGAGCUUGAUCACAAGCAAAUCUAAUGCAACUGUGUCCAUACCAUACAAGUACCUCGUCUACAAGCUUAAAAAGCAAAAGUACGAGUAUGAGUACAUAUACAAACUGGAUUCUAACUACCCCACCACCAACAGAUGUCUUUUUGUCAAAUCCCAUCUGCUUAAUGAAGAAGGGGACUGGCAUCAGUAUGAUGACAUCAUCUGUGUGGAGCCAUCCAAGAAUGUGCUCAAGCGGCUAAAAGACGCUUUUUGGCCGGAACAAAGGAAAAGUGUCAUCGAAGGUCGAGAAAUUGCAGGGAAAGUUAUGCUGGAGAGUAUAUUUGACCUCCUCAGGAGCUGGACUGACAUUAACUUCAAGAGUUUCCUCAAUCAGCUGAAUCAGUUUUACCAGAUCUACGGGAACCCGUUUGUCUAUGAGGAGACACACAAGAAAUGGUACUCCUUAGACUACGACGAAAAAGAUGUCAGGAAGCUGCUGAAGCAGUUCAUGCUGGAUAACGUUGUUCCUCAGCUGCAGAAGGAGGGUGAGGGGAAGAGCUGCUUCAUCCAGGACCCCAUGAGGGCAGCUGUGGUCAUGCUGUACGUGUGGAACAAGUUCGGCCUCAAGCUGGACCACGGAGAGUCCACCCGGCUCUGCAGCGCCCUGUGCUUGCCCAAGCUGCCCAAAGACUCCUUUCUGCAGUACUGGACCGACUUCGCCCAAGCCGUCUCCGGUCUCAAAAACUUGCCAGACAUGUUGGUGGCUCUGAUCAACAGUGUGAAGACUGAAGGGCCCCGGUGGAUUUUGGUGCUCCCCCUGCUCCACCUCCUCAAGGGAUCCUCCAAACCAUUCACACCCAUAUCUACCACAGUCACCCCCAAGUAUGAGCAGUCCUGGGCGGGCCUCCAAGGCCUCAAAGCAGACUACAUGACGCACAACAGCCAGGACAGGAGAGCGAUGUUGAAUCUCAUGAAAAACAAUGGUCAUCUGGUUGAGAUGGACAGACUAGUGUCUCGGUCCUGGAUGUGUCUGCUGACCAUAGAGGACUUGGUGGAAUGCAGCAUACUCAUCAACGUGGAACUGCUGGACCUGCUCCAAGUCUUCACUCUGAGGGCCCCUCAAGAUGUCACCUACAGCAACAAGCAGUAUGUGUCGGACACUCUCUCACAUAUUCAAAGCAAUCUCAUCGAGGACAAAUACAGUUGUUUUAGUGAGGCGUAUGGCAGAGAGUGCUUGGCAACUGCAGUGAAGCUUUUUGAGAAGAUCUGCAAAGGAGUCCGAUCCACUUCAACCUACACGCAGAACUUCACAGACAUCCCUGUGGCAUGCAUGAACAUGGUUGUCUCAAUAUCUGAGUUUGCCCGGGCCUUUGAGUCACAGGCAACUAAGGAUGUGGAAAGAGAGCAUAUGCAUGCCAAGGAGCUGGAUCUGCUAUCCGAGGCGAUGGUGAUCGUCAGAUCCUGGAUCGGCACAACCUUCAGAGACCGGUUGCUGGCCAGGAGUGUGACCACCUUGUACCUCAGUGUAAAUGUCACCACAGAGAUAGAGAUGUGGAACAACAUAAUCUCUCUCAAGUUCGCCAAUGACGAUUUCACAAAAGAAUGGAGACAAACGUUCACUAGGGACUUGGAGGGAAAACUGAAACAGGAGUCUCCUCUGGAUCAGAUAGAGAUAUACUGUUCCAAGAUUGAGGUCCUGAAUGAAUCUCACCCUCACGUAGCCAAGACUAUCGAGAAAUGUGCCCUAGAAGCUGUCACCUCACUGUGCCAGAGCAAGUCCGAGGGUAAACUCUUUGACCGGUUGAAGAUCAACUAUAAGUUUGGCAAACUCAUCUCAACCAUCAUCCAGAAGUCCUGGCCGAGAGAUGAGCGUGGUGAUUACCACGAAGACGACGACGUGGUCUUUCAACACCUGCUCUCCUGGACAGCCGCCAAGAACAUCUUCCAGCUACACGGUGCAGAUGAAAAGCUGAUUGAGCAGCUCUCUGAUGAAGCCAGGGACAGGAUGGCCAUAGCUAUCUCGACCUUCACUGCCAUCUCCAACCAGCUGGUCCACGGAAACAUCCGGAUCAAACUGCUCAACUCCGUCUUGGAGAAGAGGGAUACUUUCACAGAGCUGCUGAAAAUAGACUGUCUUUCGGAGAAUGAGCGCUAUAAGGACAGCGCCUCCAUGAAAAGGCUGCUAAUGUGUAGGCAGGAGGAGGUGAAAGCUGUCUACCAUGAGAAGGAGCUGGUGGAAGUCCUGCUUACCAUGAGCCGCAAACUACAGGAACAUGUCGUAGUUCAAUUUGAAGGCUUGGAAGCAAGACUACAGACCAACAUCGAAGCAAUGACCCUUGAUCAAUUCAUGGAGGUCCAUCCAUUUGACCAACUCUCUUCACCAACGGCCGGUGUAGUCACCUUCUUCGAACUUGAGGACGACGUGAGAGAGAUGGCAGAGGUUCUGCACAUAUUUAAAGACAGCUACAUCUUCAAGUUGUGCUGGGAGAAACAGGCCCGAGACCUUGCCAGAAGAGAUGCAUAUGAUGAAGACUAUGACCCUGAGGAAUCGGUUGACUACUUUGUAGGACCAGUCGAGAUACACAGCGAUAUUUUUCUUCCUUGCUACGCGAAGUACGAUAAGAUCUACAAAUGCCUGAAGAACGGCAGCCUUCGGCUCGAAGAGGUCGAUACUCUCUUCAAGGCCUACAGGGGCAAGUACGAAGAGCUGGCGCAGGACUUGGAUAUCAUGUGCAGAAACGACAAGUCGGAUAACAAACAGUGGAUCCAGAGAAGAGUGCACCAGAUUGAGCAGUACCACGAGCUUCACCUGGCUGUGGAGUCUGCUCAGGUCAUCAUGUUGGUCAAGCAGACACUCAACCUUCAAGGCAACUUCCAAGUCCUGCAGACACUGCUAGAAGUUACGCAUGAGGACUUUAAGAGGGAGCACCUGGAUCGUAUUGACAAUGACCUGAUGCAGACAAAGCUGGUUCUGGUGGACAUCACAGAGCCCCGCAGACUGUGUCUCCAGGAGCUCGGCCUCAGGAAAAACUUUGUCAUCUGGGUUAAAGAGGCUCUUGAAGAUAUCAACGAGCUUAAAGUGUUUGUUGACCUGGCUUCCAUCUCUGCUGGGGAGAAUGACCUCGACGUGGACCGCGUGGCCUGCUUCCAUGAUGCUGUCCUGGGUUACUCUCCGAUGCUGUACGAAUUGAAGCCAGACUCCGGUUUCCAGGCCUUCAAGGAGGUGCUGAAGAAGCUGUGGAGGGCAUUGGACAAUGACAACAACCUCCCAAAGAAGCUGCGUGACACAGCACGCCACCUGGAGUGGUUGAAGACUGUGAAGGACAGCCAUGGAUCUGUGGAACUAUCCUCUCUCUCCUUAGCAUCAGCCAUCAACAGUAAAGGAAUCUACAUCAUCAGUGCCCAGAACCAAAAGAAGUUGAGCCUGGACACGGCCCUGAAACUGCAGAUCCCAGAGGAGCACGACGAGGGCCAUGAGAUGCGCCGUUACUCCCUGGAGGACCUGAGGGAACUGCAGAACAAACUCAUGCUCAUGUCUGGGAAAGGGGACCAGGGCCAGUGUGAGGUGGACCAGUUUGCAGAGGUUUUCGCCAGUGUCCAGAGGCUAGCUGUGGCAUUCAUUGCCCUGUUCACGGCAGGGAACCCCCUGUUCAGACACUGGGAGGCCAACAUCAACUGUAGUUCCCUCAGCCAAGACGCCGGCAUCAUCAUGGACUUCAACCUUGGCAGCGUUGUCAGUGUGAUUAUGGUGGAGGGCAGCAUCGUGGAGCAGCUUCCUGAGCUGUGCAGGAAGAUGGAGAAGUGUCUGAAGUACUGGAACGACUUCAUGGACAAACAGAGAUCCAACAAUUACUAUCUGAAUUACUACACCGCCGAGCAGAUUGUGUACCUGUGCAGUAAGCUGACUCAGCAGAAUGUGUCGAAUUUGGAGGACCAAGUUCUCAUGAUGCUCUCCUUUGUCAAACCCAACUGCACAGCUUCCGAUCUUAGGCAAACCUGGCACACACUGCAAUACGAGAUCCUCACUAACCCACCUGUGCAAAAUGAGGACAUUGACUUCCAGACUUUUGUUGAGGUACCGAGCGGUGUACAGGGAGGUCUGGAUUUCAUUGGAGAGUUGAAUCUCUCUUCAGACAAUCUUCCAAGUCUUGUGGAGCACAUUAGCGGCUCAGGAAAGUUGGACUUGAUGUGGAACGCCUACAUGAGAGACAUGAAUUCUUUCCUCCAAGACACUCUCGACGUCCGAAGCUUAGGAAAACUGCUAGAAAUUCUGGCCAACAUAGGUGAUGAGAAUGAAGGAGACAUGACUGAUGAGAAGAAAUACAAAAGCAUUGAAAGAUUGAUGCCCAAGGGCCUGGCUAUCGGAAGUCCAAACCUCAUAGUUUCCCCACACGACGAGAUCCUGACGUCUUGCAUCUCCAUUUACAUGAGCAGCAAACACGAGCCACUGCCCACAUAUGAUGAGGUCCUACUGUGCAACUCCUCCACGCCUUACGAGCAGGUGGAGCUGUUCCUCAGACGCUGCCUCACUGCCGGCUACAGAGGAGAGAAGAUUUACACCAUGCUCUACGGCGAUCAGCUUAGCUACGAAGUCAGCUCCAAGGUGGAGAGCUUUUUCCAGCGAAUUAAAAUGCAGAGCAGGAAGGACUACAGGCUCGUGAUCAUCUGCAGCUCGGACAGAGAGCAUGCCUACCUUCCCUCAGCCUUCAGCCAGUACAGGUUACACAUGGUGCCCCAGGAACCCCUGAGCAGCAUCCAGAGGUACCUCAACAAACACUACACGGUCCCGUCAGAUCAGAGCAGUGCUGCUGCUGUGUUCAAGGACAGGAUGUUUGUUGGAGUUGUGUCGUCCAGUAGAGCUGGAGUUGGUAAGUCCCUUUACAUCAAGAGGCUGUAUGAAAAACUGAAACACUCCACCAAGAAGCCGUCACUGCUGAAAUGCAUCCGCUUGAUCGAGCCAAGGGUUGAUGAGAAUGUUAUUCUUCAGUCUCUGCUGAAUACCCCGAAGUCGAAAGAGCUCAUCAUCUUCCACUUCGAUGUCACAUCUUCGGUGCGGAAAGGCCUCUAUGAGUUUCUCUUUAAACUGUUGGUCUUGGGAUAUUUGAUGGAUUCUGAGGGAAGGAUGUGGAAAUGCAGCAACAAACAGCUUUAUGUCAUUGAGAUCCUACAGUCAACAGUAAACUUGCCCAGAAAUGGCCCAAGAACGAAUGCACGUGCCAACUCCACAUUCCUGGAUGUGUUCCCAAAUGUCUUCUGCCGCCCACCAAAAGAGGUUCUAGAUCUGGAAAUGAGGAUGCGGGAGGACCCCUCCUUUGUAAAGCUUGAAGACCCAUUCAUGGAUGACAAAGAGUUCAGGAGUGAAGCAUACCAACGACCCUACCAGUAUCUGACCCGUUUCCAUAAUCAAAUCGACCUGGACACCUUCAUGUACAAUGGGGUGGAAGGCACCUAUGUAGAAUGUCUGCAGAUGCUCUUUAUGUUCUGUGGCAUAAUGGACCCAUCGUGGGCCGAGUUAAGGAAUUUCGCAUGGUUCCUAAACCUUCAACUACGAGACUGUGAGACGUCAGUCUUUUGUGAUGCCUCUUUCACCGGGGACACCCUCCAGGGAUUCAAGAACUUUGUGGUGGACUUCAUGAUUCUGAUGGCCAAGGACUUUGCCACACCGUCCCUCAGCAUCUCUGACCAGAGCCCCGGGAGGCAGCAAAUGGACCUGACUGGGGUCAGCGAUGAAGACUUGGCACCCUUCCGGAUCAGGAAGAGAUGGGAGUCAGAACCACAUCCGUACAUAUUCUUCAACGAUGACCAUGUGUCCAUGACCUUCAUUGGCUUCCAUCUUCAGCCCAACGAACAGAACUCUGUUGAUGCCAUCGAUCCAGCCACAAGAAGGGUGAUCAAAAGAGACAUCAUGACCAGAGAGCUGUAUGAGGGUCUAAAGCUACAGAGAGUCCCUUUCAAUAUCGACUUUGACCAACUGCCCAGAGGGGAGAAGAUUGAACGCCUUUGCAAUGUCUUGGGAAUCCAGUGGCCUCUUGAUCCUGAUGAAACGUAUGAGCUCACCACUGACAAUAUACUGAAGAUGCUGGCCAUCCACAUGCGUUUCAGGUGUGGCAUCCCAGUCAUCAUCAUGGGGGAGACAGGCUGUGGGAAGACAAGGCUCAUUAAAUUCCUAUGUGAGCUUAGGAGGAGCGGAGUGGCCACGGAAAACAUGAAGCUAGUCAAAGUUCAUGGUGGAACCAGCUCAGACAUGAUCUACGCCAAAAUCCGGGAAGCAGAAGCCAUUGCGUUCACCAACAAACAAGACUACAACUUUGACUCUGUCCUCUUCUUUGACGAAGCCAACACCACGGAAGCCAUCAGCAGUAUCAAGGAAGUCCUCUGUGAUAAUACAGUGGAGGGAGAGUGUUUGGUGCCCCAUUGCGGCUUGCAGAUCAUCGCCGCAUGCAACCCUUACAGAAAACACACUGACGAGAUGAUUCAGAGGUUGGAAUCUGCUGGACUUGGAUAUCGAGUCCGAGCUGAAGAGACUGAUGAGAAGCUGGGCUCCAUCCCUCUCCGCCAGUUGGUGUACAGAGUCCAGGCCUUGCCCCCCAGCAUGAUACCUCUGGUGUGGGACUUUGGCCAGCUCAAUGAUCACACUGAAAAAAUGUACAUCCAGCAGAUUGUCCAGAGGGUGGUUGAGACCAACACAAUUGAUAUAGUAUACACCAGGUUGAUCGCGGAUGUCCUGUCUGCUUCGCAGAGGUACAUGCGGACAAGGAAAGACGAAUGUAGCUUCGUAAGUCUGAGGGAUGUAGAACGUUGCAUGCAAGCCUUUGUGUGGUUCUACAAAAACCAUGCAAUGCUGCUUGCUGAGCUAAAUCAGUAUCAGAGAAAUCAAAACGCAGAGAGGAGUGAGAGGAACCAGAGGGAGCCAGAAGCAAGAGACCCAGUCUUGUGGUCUGUAGUGAUGGCUCUGGGAAUAUGCUACCAUGCCUGUUUGGAAAACAAGGACAAGUACAGACAGAGAAUCUGCAAAUACCUCACUGAAACCUACACCCCAUUCAAAGUGAUGCAGGAGAUCUCCCUCAUGCAGGAUCUCCUUCUGAGCGGAGUGCCCUUGGGCGAAACUAUUGCACGAAACAACGCUCUGAAAGAGAAUGUCUUCAUGAUGGUGGUCUGUAUAGAGCUGAGAAUCCCCCUCUUCUUGGUGGGGAAACCUGGGAGUUCAAAAUCUCUGUCUAAAACCUUGGUGGCAGACGCCAUGCAGGGCCAAGCCGCACACUCUGACCUCUACAAAAGGCUUAAGCAGAUACACCUGGUGUCCUUCCAGUGCAGCCCUCACUCCACACCGGAGGGCAUCAUCAACACAUUCAAGCAAUGUGGUCGCUUCCAGGAGGGGAAGAACCUGAAGGAGUAUAUAUCUGUGGUGGUGCUGGAUGAGAUUGGCUUGGCUGAGGAUUCUCCCAAAAUGCCCCUGAAAACCCUCCAUCCUCUGCUAGAAGAGGGAUGCAUCGAUGAUGAGCCGCUACCGCACAAAAAGGUUGGAUUCAUCGGCAUCUCCAACUGGGCUUUGGAUCCUGCGAAGAUGAAUAGAGGCAUUUUCGUCUCACGUUGCGACCCCGACGAGAAAGAGCUGAUUGAGAGCGCUAAAGGCAUAUGCUCGUCUGACACUAUGAUUUUGGAGAAGGUCAGGGAUUUCUUCCAACCCUUUGCCAGGGCCUACCUAAACAUCUGCCGUAAACAAGGGAAAGGUUUCUUUGGUUUGCGUGACUACUACAGCUUGAUCAAGAUGGUUUUCGCAGUGACCAAGGCUUCCGAACAGAGGCCUAGUGCAGAGAAGAUUGUGGAGGCGGUCCUCAGGAACUUCAGUGGCAGGGACGACGUGGAUGCAGUCACAGUCUUCACCCAAAGGCUCCAGAAGAUACAGAUCAACCUGAAUCUGGAGAGCAUCAGCACCAUCGAUCUUGUCAGACAAAACAUUUCUGCGAUUGGCCAGGAGGAUGAGUGCCGCUACUUGCUAGUUCUGACCAAGAACUAUGCAGCACUACAGAUCCUGCAGCAGACUUUCUUCUCCGAGAGCUGCCAGCCAGAGAUUAUCUUCGGGUCUAGCUUCCCCAAAGACCAAGAGUACACCCAGAUCUGCCGCAACAUCAACCGAGUCAAGAUCUGCAUGGAAACCGGUCGAACCGUCGUGCUCCUGAACUUGCAGAACCUCUACGAAAGUCUCUACGAUGCUCUGAACCAGUACUACGUCUGCUUGGGAGGACAGAAGUACGUGGACCUGGGACUGGGGACACAUCGUGUCAAAUGCAGAGUACACAAAGACUUCAGGCUCAUUGUCAUUGAGGAGAAAGAGGUGGUCUACAAACAGUUUCCAAUCCCUCUCAUCAACAGGCUUGAGAAGCACUAUCUGGACAUCCAUACAGUUCUCAAGGAGGAACAAAGAGCAGUUGUUGUGGAGUUGGAGAAAUGGGUUGGGCAGUUUGUGGCCCUCAAUAACCAACACACCAUGGCCCCCCAGACAUACAAGUACCUACCUCCUGACGUUUUCAUUGGCUACCAUUCCGACACGUGUGCUUCGGUGGUCCUCCAAAUGACAGAGAAGCAAAGGGGAGAGACGGACAUUUCCGACCCCCAAAGAAGAGUCCUGGACGAGGCCAAACUGAUCCUUCUGAACUGUGCCACUCCAGACUCGGUGGUUCGGCUGGACUGCACUGUUCUCCCCAGGGUGGAGAGUGAACAUCUGGCCAGGAUCUACUUUGAGGACCAGAAGCACAGCUCUUUGGCCGACUUCAUCUUCUCUCACACUCAACAGGACGAGCAGUGCCAUUCCUCCUUCACAGAGGUGACUACCUUUUCCAGACUUUUAACAGCAUCAGAUGUUGGACCACUGGAAGAGGUCGUGAACAAUGUCGAGCUUCUCUCUCUUCAGCAGUUUGACACUGAGCACUCCUUCCUCAAGAAGAUCAGUCAUUUCCUCACAUCUGGAAAUGGGAGAGAGAAUACAUCUGGCAACAAAAUACUGAUCAUUCAGUCAGAUUUUGAUGAAGCGUCGCACAGUGCAAAUCUCAUUGCCUCCGCCAAAUAUUCUGCCAUCAAUGAAAUCAACAAAUCAAGACAAGUGGAGAUGGGAGGCAAGGUCUUCGUCUACUUCAUCACUAAAUUGCCAAGAAUGGAAGGAGGGACAUCCUAUGUUGGAUUUCAUGGAGAUCCCUGGAGGUCGGUUCAUAUUGAUGACCUCAGAAGAUCGAAAGAUAUUGUGUCAGAUAUCAAAGCCUUGAGAAACCUUACCAUCAGUCAACUGUUUGAGGAGAAAAAGGAUGAGCCUGAAGCGAUGGAGGUAGAUGAUAUGUACACUGAGACAGAGCAACAGGAAUUGGAACAUGAAGACCAAACAAGCUGGGGGAGUGUUGUGGACACCACGGCGCUGGUACGUAGCUGUGUGCAGAGCGCAGUGGGCAUGCUCAGAGACCAGCUGGAGGGCGGAGUCCGUAGUACCAGGAGAGUGGAGAUCCUGCUCACACUCCUGACUGACAACCAACAAAUAAGAGCUGAAUUUCUGAGGACCGUGAAGAGACGUCUUCACUCGUUGCUGUCGACCCAUGAUGACAACACGCUCAAACUGUCCUCAAAUAACUGGGUCAUCAAGGAGGCGUCCAACAUUGACGCACUGCAGGAAGGAGGGACAUUCAGACACACCCUAUGGAAAAGGGUGCAGGCUGUGGUUAUUCCCUUCUUGGCCCAGCUGGUCUCUGUCAUCGACCGCGACCGCAACCUGGACAUUCUGCAGGACUCCAACUCUGGAGAGGCGGUUAAGAAACUCUGGUUGGACAUCUUUGGGAACGACAAACUACUCGAGGUUCCCUACACAAAACUGGACCGCAAUUCAGAGUCAAAGACCAUCCUGGUCCAGAACUACAUUGGGCUGGACAAGAACAUCGGCUGUAUCAUGCCCUUCAGCUGGAGGAUCAGGGACUACCUGGAUGAACUCUGGGUCCAUGCUCUCCAGCAUGAAGGUCACACUCAAGGCCAGUUUGAGGAGUUCUUUAGGAAGACCCCACUGGGCCGCUACAUCUCAGAGGCAGACCCAGAGAUGCAGGCUGAGUUCUUCCACAGGUACCUGCAGGAUUUCAUCUCCAUGACCAUGAAUGUGACCUGUCAGGAGGAUCUGCAGGUGCUGGACGUGUAUGCGGCCGUGGCCUGUGUAGAGUACCUGGAGCCCCAGGCUCUGGACACAGACGGCCAGCGGCUGGUCUGGCUCAGACAGGUCAAGAGGCUCCAGGUUCCCAUCGAGCUGGUCUGCUCCGAGGAGAAUCUGAGACACUAUAAGGACAGGAGCGUGGCCAUGGUCCACAGAGUUCAGAAUGGGUGGAACCGCGUCGUCACCCUGUCUCUGUUUGUGGAGCACAUGUUACUGGGCAUUGAGGCGGUGGAGAAGAAGCUGAAGCCUCUGGUCUUGGAGCACACCAGAGGGUUGUGCCAGAUCCUGGAGAAGGACUCUGACCUGAAAAUGAAGAAGCCGUUUGAGGCGGUGAUCGGUAUACUGAAAGCCUGCAAAGACGGAGCAAUGGAGCGCAUUUUCAGGUUUGGCCUCCAGCCGUGCCCUGUGUGUAUGAGCGACCCCCAUGACCCCCUGAGCCUGCCGUGUGACCACAUCUACUGCCUGGCCUGCAUCAGACAGUGGCUGGUCCCAGGUCAGAUGUUCUGUCCUCUCUGCAUGCAGGCUGUGCCAGACGACUUCGCUCUCAGGCCCUCUGAAGACAUAAGAGUUCUCAUCAACCAGAACGCCCGCUUCAGGAAGCAGUGCAACGCCUUCUUCAUAGACCUGGUCUCAACAGUGUGCUUCAAGGACAACUCUCCCCCCUGCAGGGCCAUCAUCCUCCACCUGCUCUCCUUCCUCAUGGUGGAGGUCCACUCUGUGCCCAUCAUCAGAGGUGCUCAUCGUCAGAUUCUGACCAAGGCCCUCUCUCCCUUUGACGACUCUGUUGACAAAAACCCAGUAGUUCGGUCGGUUGUUCUCAAACUCCUGCUCAAAUACAGCUUUGAUGACGUGAAAGACUACCUGCAGCAGCACCUGACAGCAGUUGAACAGAGCAACAUCUUGGAGGAAUCAGACAAGAAUGAACUGUAUUCUCUGUAUAUCAACUGUCUGGAGGAUUCCAUGUUUGAGCGGAUGCAGUGCCACACGGUGGCGGAGCAGCAGGCCUGCAUGCAGGAUGAGAGGGUCUUCCUGGGGGACUUCCUGCAGUUGGAUGCCGGCCACGCAGCCACCGUAGAGUACCUGCAGCAGGUGGCCAGGGUGCGCAUGGGGCUGGACAGGGCUGCAGACCUGCUGGUCCACAUGCUGUCUGCUGCUGCCACAGGAUCGCAGGAGGAGUCUCCUAACGGCGUUGCGGCCUUCCUGACCAGCGUGGUAGAACUGUGUAGACGCAGCGGGAACGACUGGUACCGGGUCUACCUCAUCCGUAAGAUCUGCAGCCAGCGCGGCGUGGAGUUUGUUCAGAAACUCCUGAAGGUGGCUGACAUCCGGUGGUUGUUCCCUGCUGAAGUUCUGCAGCAGAAUGAAGAUGGCAGCCAGAUAGACCAAUAUCUUGUGUGUGGAGAGGAUUACAAGACAAUCCGAGAUGCCGUUGCCAAGGCAAUGAUGGAAGGCAAAAUCGAGGGAUUGGACAACGCUUGUGAGGGCUGUAAAUGUCCUCCACAGAAGAAAGCCAUCUACCUGCUCCUGGCCCUGUUCAGAGAAGUCACCUCUCUCUACAGAUCAGCCAAUGACAGCUUCCAUCCUAAACCUGUGCAAUGCCAGGCCCUGUUGGCGUUCAUCCAGGCCUCCAAGGUGUUGGUCAGCCCAGAGGUGAGGGCCUUCGCCCAGGCCCUGGUGGCCAACCGGCUGGGGCCCCUGGAAGUCCGUCCCGGGGCCUCUGGGGCCCAGUGUGUGGUAGUGGAGCUGAGCAUCCACCUGGCUGCAGUGCUGCUCUGUGGGAACCAGGGUCUACUGACGCCCCUCCAGCAGCUGGCCCUACUGCCUGCCAACAUGCAGAGAGCCUUCCUCCCCACCAUGCCAGAGGACAUGCUAGCAGUGGCUCACAAAGCUAUGGGGCAGCUGCAGUGGUACUUUUGUCCCAACAAUCACCCGUGCACCAUCGGUGAGUGUGGCCAGCCCAUGGAGAGGAGUCGCUGCCUGGACUGUGGCCUUGAGAUUGGAGGGGACAACCACAUAGCUGUCCCUGGCUUCCAAGCCGUUCAGAUUCAGGAUGACCGCACCCAGACCGGCCACAUCCUGGGAGAGCCCAGACGGAGAGACAACCUGGACAUGCAGGACACCAAGAACAUGUCCCCAGUGCCCUUUAACCUGCUGCGCCUGAUCACACACAUGGCCAUGCUGCUAGGGGCCAGCAGUAACCCCCAGGUCAUCGGUGCCAUCAUCAAGCCCCCAGUGCCCGACCCCGGUGCGUUCCUGUGGGCCCACCUGUUGAAGGACAUGGAGCAGGUGACCAGGUCGCUGGGGAAGGGGUCUGACGACACGGUCAACACCGUCCAUCUGGUCAUCAGCAGCCUUCUGGGGCCCCACCAGCCUGGCCAGUGGCCUGUUCCCUAUGACAACCUGCUCUCCACCAAGGAGGCCCGAAACGGCUGGGAGACCACCGUCAGCAAUGACAUCAUCACACCUCAGCUGAAGCACCUGGACAGGCGGCUGAAGGAAGUAAACGCCUUUGUCCGGGCCGACUUGCGGGUCUCCUCCAACCCUGUGAUGAGGCUGGUGUUCGGGGACCCGCGCCUCUUCCUUGCCUCUCUGCCCCGGGAGUCUCUGAUCCACAGUUCGGCUGUGUGGAGCUGCAGGGAGAGGGUGUCUCUACUCAGCCUCACCCACAUCGUGGAGCAGCACAACGGCAGGGACACCCUGCCCAUGCUCUGGCGGUUCCUGCAGAGGGAGGCAGAGCUGCGGUUGGUGAAGUUCCUUCCUGACAUCCUGGCACUGCAGAGAGAUUUGGUGAAGAGGUUCCAGAACGUGACUGACCUCACCUGCCAUACCAUCGCUGACUUCCUUCACAGCCAGAAAGCAGCCUCCCUCACAGCCUGGUACGAGAAACGGGUCAAAAUCUUCCUGACAACUUGGAAUCAGCUCCGGGUCUCCCUGGCAACCAACGGUGAGAUUCAAAUCCCUGGCGAGUUCUGCCGGGAGGACCUGGACCUGACCAGUGACUUCCUGGUUCUGUUGCCACGGCGACAGGGUCCCGGCCUGUGUUCCACGGCGCUGGUCAGCUACCUCAUCGCCCUGCACAACGAACUGGUCUACUGCGUGGACAAGCACACUGGAGAGGAGACCAGCUACACGGUGAGCCCGGCGGACCUGAGCGACCUGCACGUGAUCCGCUAUGAGCCAGAGAGGGAUCUGCUGCCCUUGGUUCUGUCCAACUGCCAGUACAGUGUGGAGCGUGGCCAGGAGGCCCUGCACGAGUACGACCUGCCCAAGAUCCAGCAGCAGAUCCUGGCCCGCUUCCUGCAGGGAAAGCCUCUCAUCACUCUCAACGGAAUCCCAACCCUGGUGAACAGACACGACCGCAAUUAUGAAAACAUCCUCAAGGAUGUGAAAGGAAAGGUUCAACAGGAGCCCCUGCCCAUCCUGACCCUGUCGGCACUGGCCGGGGAGCUGCAGUCAUACAGCGAGGUGUGUGAGGCGCUCUCCACCGUGGAGGUGGCUCUGGGCUUCCUGGCCAUGACGGGAGGCGAGCCCCAGCUGCAGUUGGAGCGCUACCUGGAGGAGGUUCUGCAGAUGGGAGACCAGACUGGCCCACACAUCCUAAAGGCCCUGAGCAGGUGUAGUCUGAAACACUGUGUGGCCCUGUGGCAGCUCCUCACCUCACUCAAGUCUGAGAACAUGCUGCGCCUCAAGAGGGACCCGUUUGUGGGGGUCUCAGAGGAAUACAGGAAUCCCCUAGGAGAUGAAGACCGGAGGCUACUCACUACGUUCUUCACCAAGAGCAGCGCUGACUCGUUCCUGCUGGAGAUGCACGAGUUUCUGCUGCUGGUCCUGAAGAGCCCCCGUGCCCCCGACACAUACAAGCCUGACUGGGGCCUGAAAGACACCCUGGUGUCCUACAUGGAGCGGAAAGACCUUGACGUUCCCCACGACGUGGACGAGUUGUUCCCCGGAGAGAUCAGUCUGGCUCAGUACAUAGAAGCCUGGAAGUUCACCGUGGCCUUCAAACAGGAGCGCAGCCAGAGAUAGUUCAACCACCGACAACUGAUUCUACUCUGCCUUCGUUUGCAUCCCACAUGGCUCCCUAUUCCCUACUUUUUCUUCCUGAAGAGUCGAACAUCAUUUCAUACUUGUAUUGGUUUUUAGACAGGACAGUAUGAAGUCAGGGGGACAGACUAUGUUGGAGGAAUGACAAGUCGGAAUGGAGCAUAGCCAAAGCUCCAACCCCCAGACUCCGCCAAUGUAGUGCACUACUUUUGACCGACCAGGUUGGGGUGCCAUUUCAGAUGUAGACUUUGUACAGACUUUAUAGUCCCUGUAUACUGUAUGUAAGGGCCACAGAUAUGUUUACAAACAUGUUUAAGAAUACACUUAUGUGAUAUAGAUGCAUAUGUUUCACACAGGAGAACAUGAAAUGAGUGCCUUUUUGGAAAUGCACUUUCAAGGUGCCAGCAGACAGGUUCUACUCAUGUACAAUACCUAUAAACGGUUUCAUUCUGGUAUCUAAAAAGUCAACUGUGAUUUGUACUAAGAGUACAAUGAGUGAAGGGGAGGAAGUUACGAAAGUUGUAGUUAGCAAAUAUUUGUCCAUUGGUUUUAUUAGUUGAUAAAUAUGCAAAUCCAGUGGAGGCUGCUGAGGGGAGGAAGGCUCAUAAUGUCUGUAACGGAGCGAAUGGAAUGGCAUCAAACACAUGGAAACUAUGUGUUUGAUGUAUUUGGUACCAUUCCACCUAUUCCUCUCUGGCCAUUAUCACAAGCCCUUCCUCCCCAAUUCAGGUGCCACCAACCUCCUGUGAUGUACAAAAUGUUUGAUUGCUGAUGGUCUUUUGUGCACUUUUCCAAUGUGAAUUUCUCUGUCACGUAGUGGUGGUAGUGGAGGGAAAGACUGAAGUCUAAAUACCUAGACUUUUGGUCUUAGACUCAGGGAUGCAACUAGGUGAGAUGUUGGGCUAUAACUCUGGGGUCUGACAUUUUUAUCUCAACCAAACAGCAAUCAAGAAAAUAAUCAAGAUUUAUCAUAGGUGGUGUUUUCUAAUGAGGGAAAUGAGUUUGCACAUUUCUGAAGCUACCUUGUUAUUAAUAUCUACGGUGUCCCCAAUGGAAAAUUAGGUUUUAAAAUUCACUUUGUCCGUAGAUAUCUAUUUACAUGGCUUUGCCUCAAGUGAUAUGUUUUGUUAUUUCAUAACGGACUCAUCUUCAAUCAUCUAGUCAGAAAUGGCAUGACAGUUUCCCCUUACAGAAUCACUGCCUUACAGAAUAUGCUCAUUGUAUUUUGCACUUUAAGUUCCUCUUGUUGAACUUAAAGUUGGACCAAACGUUGUUUCUGUGUUUCAUUUCAUUGCUGAAGAGUGUGACAUGCAGUGAUUAUUAUGUUGAAACAAAAUAAAUUGUUUGCUUCUCAGCA